This is a messenger RNA of Colletotrichum costaricense, 390 nucleotides long. RefSeq lists its product as uncharacterized. The record is from RefSeq and is a predicted model, not a curated record. Lineage: Eukaryota; Fungi; Ascomycota; Sordariomycetes; Glomerellales; Glomerellaceae. The transcript has a single exon. The coding region runs from base 1 to 390 and encodes 129 amino acids.
AUGGGAUCGACGUACCCGGGGCAAGGGAGAAUUGAGGUUGCGCCGGGGCAUGGCGAUCAAACCGUCCCGAGCGGCCUGGAGCAAAACAACUCGGCCGGCGGCGGCGGGGAGGAAAUGGAAUGUUGGGGUGGUCCACUGAGUUACUGGAAGUGGACGGGCAGGCAGGCAUCCUUGGAGGGAAGAGAGAUAGAACAUGAGAUAAUCGGGAGCAUCUGGCAUGAUGGUGGACGUCAAAACAAACCUGGGCGAGAAUACGACGUUCCGCGACUAACAUACGCCAGCUGCUGGCGAAGGCCGCGAAUCACCCUUCUCGAGUCCCCACACUCACUACGCAGCAAUGGAAACAGAAACCGCAACAAGAAGCGGUGCUGGACCUCUAGGCUCUGCUGA